Molecule: messenger RNA, 2138 nt
Organism: Drosophila eugracilis
Lineage: Eukaryota; Metazoa; Arthropoda; Insecta; Diptera; Drosophilidae
Product: nose resistant to fluoxetine protein 6-like
Exons: 9
Coding region: 1-2091 (696 amino acids)
Molecular function (GO): acyltransferase activity, transferring groups other than amino-acyl groups
Source: RefSeq, a predicted model, not a curated record
AUGGUUAACGUUAUUAGCGUUUUAUUGCUCUACGGAUUGGUCGUAAUUAGUGCCGGUACGGAUUCUAAUUCUGAUGGCCGGAAAGAAUACGAAAAUCUUAAACAGCUUCGGCCGCUGGGAGUGGAAUUUUCUGAGUACUUUCAAAAUGUUUCACUGGAGAACUUCGGCUUCUCCGACUCCAAGAUUGCUGGAGAAGAUGACGUGAUAUGCCUGGCGCAGUUAGCAGCUCUAAUGAAUGGACUAUCUUCCAGCCAGAAGUGGGCAUUAAAGAUGAUAGACUCUUGGGGUUCCAUACCCUCUGGACUGUACACCGGCAAUACCAUUGACCUGGGAAACUUUGAUGAAUGCCUCUCAAUAAGUCAAGUAAUUGGGAAACAGAAAAUAAGUGGAAAGUAUUGCUUUCUCAUAACCAGUGGUCUAAGAAUUGCAACUUGCUUUCCGGCCUCAUGUUCAUCUACACAAAUGGAGCCCUUUGUGAAGCAACUUUUAGAAAAGAUACUUAACUUUAAUACCUCCAGUUUAAAUAUGAAAAUCAGUGACGAAACCUGUCAAACAAGUGAAAUUGAAUCUUGGGAUGCAUUGACUAUUAUCACCAUUGUGAUCUUGUCUGUGAUGAAUGUCCUUGUGAUAUUGGCUUCAAUUUUCGAUUACUUCCUGUGGGGGGAUCAGAAAAAUAUUCCAGUUGUGGUUAAGGCUUUUUCUGCCAGGGCCAAUUCAAGGACACUCUUCCGUAUUGUUCCGAACAAAUCAAACCCAAACGUGAUUGAAUGCCUUCAUGGCAUCCGCUGCAUGUCCCUCAUUUGGGUUAUCUUCUCCCAUGAGUAUAUAUUUACUUUAACCGCACCAAACAUAAAUACGGCUGAAAUAUGGUCGUGGGCCGUGAGACCCUUUGCCAGUUUUAUACUACAUGGAUACUUCUCAGUAGACUCUUUCUUCGUCCUUGGAGGGUUGUUAGUAUCCAUGAUUGCUUUACGUUCGAUGGAGAAAUCUGGUGGAAAACUAAACCCUUUUCUGAUGUAUCUGCAUCGGUUAAUACGCAUUUGGCCCGUCGUAGCAAUGGCCAUUCUUAUCUAUAUGAGAAUGAUGCCAGUGAUCAGUGGAGGACCAAUGUUCAAGAGCGGCUACCAUGGCAAGGAGUACUGCGAAAAGGGAUGGUUCUGGACCCUGCUCUUCAUUCAGAAUUAUGCAGUACUGGAUAUUUGUCUGGAUCACACUUGGUACUUGGCAGUAGACAUGCAGCUUUUUAUCAUCUCACCAAUCCUCUUGAUUGCUCUUUACAAAUGGGGCAAAAAGGCAGCUGCUGGGAUUGCAGUACUUGUGGUUUUGCUAUCCGGUUGCCUUUUUGUCACUCAAAUGGUUAAUAACUAUUCGCUGCUUAUUAAAAAUGGUGGUGAGGACGACGGGAUUCCCAACCAAAGGCUGUACUUGGCCACCCAUAACCAUGCUGCCCCCUGGCUCAUAGGAUUCCUAUUUGGUUAUUUUCUUCAUCUGAAUCGUGGAAAAAAGUUCCAGCUGAGUCGACCAGUUGUGUGGUUGGGUUGGAUUCUUAGCCUGGCAAUGCUCUUCACCUCGAUCUUCGCUCUUUAUCCAGCAGCACAGUGGAGUGCUCCACCUCUGCCUGUUCUGGAGGAAUCCCUUUACUACACCCUUACCAGAGUGGCUUGGCCAUUGGCCAUUUGCUGGGUGAUCUUUGUUUGCAUGCAGGGUUAUGGUGGUUUGGCUAAUAGUUUCCUAUCAUCUCCCUUGUGGCAACCAUUCUCAAGACUCUCCUACUCUAUGUACAUUUGGCACAUGUUCGUCCAAGAGGUGAACAGCAGAAAUGUCAGGACUAACACAUACUUCUCGAACUACUUUGUGAUGGAACGCUUUUGGUCUGACUUAGGAUAUACAGCACUGAUGUCCUACCUUCUGUACCUUCUCAUCGAAGCUCCUUUAUCUGGAUUUGAAAGUUGUUUGCGGCCCCAAAGGUCAUCCGCUGUUGCUAAUCAAUCGAAUCUUAUAUCUCAUAAGGAAGUUGAAGAGACGAAAGAUCCCGAAGAUUGUAAAGAGACUGAAACAAACCCAAUGACUGUUUCCGAUCCGCCCAAAUAAAGCAAAAAGCACGAAAAGAAUAAAUAUUAAAACCUUUUUGCAAACUA